Molecule: messenger RNA, 725 nt
Organism: Gossypium raimondii (Peruvian cotton)
Lineage: Eukaryota; Viridiplantae; Streptophyta; Magnoliopsida; Malvales; Malvaceae
Product: 40S ribosomal protein S19-3
Exons: 4
Coding region: 100-471 (123 amino acids)
Biological process (GO): ribosomal small subunit assembly; translation
Cellular component (GO): cytosolic small ribosomal subunit; ribosome
Molecular function (GO): structural constituent of ribosome; RNA binding
Source: RefSeq, a predicted model, not a curated record
GUAACGUUUGAAGCGCAAAACCUUAGCCAGAAAAAAAAAUAAAAAUGGAGGCAGCGAGAACUGUUAAGGACGUUUCUCCCCAUGAGUUCGUGAAGGCCUAUGCAGCCCAUCUCAAGCGCUCCGAUUGAGCUUCCUCCAUGGACUGAUAUUGUCAAGGGUGGUAAACUAAAGGAGCUUCCUCCAUACGACCCUGAUUGGUACUAUAUUAGAGCUGCUUCGAUGGCGAGGAAAAUCUACUUGAGAGGAGGUCUUGGUGUUGGUGCCUUCAGGAGGAUAUAUGGAGGUGCCAAGAGAAAUGGCAGCCGUCCACGUCAUUUCUGCAAGAGCAGUGGCUCUAUUGCUCGUCAUAUUCUCCAGCAAUUGCAAAACGUGAACAUCAUUGAUCUUGAUACCAAGGGUGGUCGGAAAAUCACAUCAAACGGCCAACGGGAUCUUGAUCAGGUUGUUGGAAGGAUUGCGGUUGCCCCUUGAAAAAUUAAGUAAAUAAUUUUCUAUGGCUAGAAAUUAGUUUUUGUUUGAAAGAAAAAGGUUUCAGGAGGUAGUGUUAAAUCAGUUAUCUCGUUGGUCUGUAUGUCAUGUUUUCAUUCUCUUCUCUCUAUUUUAUUUUAUUUUAUUUCUCUUAACCUCCAUUGUGCUGCUUGUUUCUUGACUUAUGACUUAAAAUAGGUGUAUUCGAAAUUGACUAAUUUCAAGCUUGCUUUGACUUUAUAGGAUUAAAAAAAAAU